Bipolaris maydis ATCC 48331 is the source of this 700-nucleotide messenger RNA. RefSeq lists its product as uncharacterized. NCBI's taxonomy places the organism in Eukaryota, Fungi, Ascomycota, Dothideomycetes, Pleosporales, Pleosporaceae. The record is from RefSeq and is a predicted model, not a curated record.
UGUCGCCACAAAACAUCAACCACGGCAUGCCAGACGAUGGGCAGCAAGGACGAAGAAGGAGGAGGAGGAAGUAGGACUAGGGGAGAUGUGCCUACGAUGUUACGAUACCCACGGCCUUUUACUUCUAGCCUGUUCUCCACGGCUAUGUCGUUAGUACGGACUUGAUCAUGCAUGUGCAUGUUUUUCAAAAAAAAAAAGUUCCUCUUGGGCCCUUUUGGAUGGUCCGGAUAAAAGUUGUGGGAUACUACUGGCUUUUAGAGCGGACAUUUACAGCAUGCGGCUACGCACCGGCUUCGUUCGGCUAGUGCAGCCUCGUCGCGCCUCUGACGAAUUUCCUUUGUCUUUCUUUCUUUUGUCCCUGAUUUCGAAGCGGCUGUUUAUUUCCAUCUUCUUCCUAUGUGGCUACUUGUUUCCCCCAAAGGAGUAAACAGGCUGUUUUGGGAAUGAUACCAUGUGUUUCACCCACAAGCACAAUCUGAAAAUGGGUUUUCUGCUUCCUCUGGCGUUUUUGGUUCACGGCUUACAGGCUGUCGACCUGAUGGCGUUGAGAGGCUGGCGGACUUGCUCACGGGUCUAUCGUGUACUCGUUUCUUUUCUUUAUUAUGGAGUCAGGUAAUAGGAUGGGCAACAGACAUGGUGUAGGACUAGCGUCGGAUUCUUUUCUACUGCUGUAUUGCUUGAAUGAAAAUUUCAUCUCAUG